CACAGGAUAUCAGGAGCCAAAACACAGAUGAUUAUGGAAGACUGGGAUUUUCUUCAGCUGCAGUGUGCUCUAUACAUUAAUAGUGAGCUCUCGGGAAUUCCUCUCAACAUGGCACCUAAGAAAUGGACCAGAGGUUUUGUUCAGAGACUUAAGGGAAAGCAAGGUCGGUUUAGAGGCAAUCUGUCUGGAAAGCGAGUAGACUUCUCUGGCAGAACAGUGAUCUCACCUGACCCUAACUUAAGAAUAGAUGAAGUAGCAGUGCCUAUUCAUGUUGCUAAAAUACUAACAUUUCCUGAAAAGGUGAACAAAGCAAAUAUCAAUUUUAUGAGGAAACUUGUCCGUAAUGGUCCUGAUGUUCAUCCUGGAGCCAACUUCAUACAGCAAAGGCACACACAGAUGAAAAGAUUUUUGAAGUAUGGAAACCGAGAAAAGAUGGCCCAGGAGCUGAAGUUCGGUGAUAUUGUGGAGCGACAUCUUAUAGAUGGUGACAUAGUCCUGUUUAACCGACAACCCUCUCUUCAUAAGUUGAGCAUCAUGGCUCACAUUGCUAGAGUAAAACCUCAUAGGACAUUCAGAUUUAAUGAAUGUGUCUGUACACCAUACAAUGCAGACUUUGAUGGAGAUGAGAUGAACCUUCACCUUCCUCAGACAGAAGAAGCAAAAGCAGAAGCACUUGUUUUAAUGGGGACUAAAGCAAACUUGGUGACACCAAGAAACGGAGAACCUCUUAUCGCUGCUAUUCAAGAUUUUCUCACAGGUGCCUAUCUUCUUACAUUAAAAGAUACCUUCUUUGAUCGAGCCAAAGCCUGUCAAAUUAUUGCUUCUAUCCUGGUUGGCAAGGAUGAAAAGAUUAAAGUUCGUCUUCCACCUCCAGCAAUUCUGAAGCCUGUAACACUUUGGACAGGAAAACAGGUUUUCAGCCUCAUUCUCAAACCCAGUGAUGAUUGUCCUGUAAAAGCCAAUCUACGAACCAAGGGCAAACAGUAUUGUGGCAAAGGGGAAGACCUGUGUUACAAUGAUUCUUAUGUCACAAUUCAAAACAGUGAGUUAAUGAGUGGCAGUAUGGACAAAGGAACCUUAGGUUCAGGAUCCAAGAACAACAUCUUCUACAUCUUGCUGAGAGACUGGGGACAGGUAGAAGCUGCGGAUGCCAUGUCACGACUAGCCAGACUUGCUCCUGUCUAUCUUUCUAAUCGUGGCUUUUCAAUUGGAAUUGGUGAUGUAACCCCUGGGCAGGGCCUGCUCAAAGCUAAGUAUGAGCUCCUGAAUGCUGGCUAUAAGAAAUGUGAUGAGUAUAUUGAAGCUCUGAACACUGGCAAGCUACAGCAGCAGCCUGGUUGUACUGCAGAAGAGACACUAGAGGCUUUAAUCCUUAAAGAGCUCUCUGUUAUCAGAGAUCAUGCUGGCAGUGCCUGUCUCAGAGAACUGGACAAGAGCAACAGUCCCCUUAUCAUGGCGCUCUGUGGUUCUAAAGGCUCCUUCAUUAAUAUAUCUCAGAUGAUUGCUUGUGUAGGUCAGCAGGCUAUCAGUGGGUCCAGAGUUCCUGAUGGAUUUGAGAACAGAUCUUUGCCUCACUUUGAGAAACAUUCUAAGCUCCCAGCAGCAAAAGGCUUUGUCGCUAAUAGCUUCUAUUCUGGGUUGACUCCCACUGAAUUUUUUUUUCAUACAAUGGCUGGUCGAGAAGGUCUGGUUGACACAGCUGUAAAAACAGCCGAAACUGGAUAUAUGCAGAGGCGGCUGGUAAAAUCACUUGAAGAUCUUUGCUCACAGUAUGAUUUGACAGUCAGAAGUUCUACUGGUGACAUUAUACAAUUUAUUUAUGGAGGAGAUGGCUUGGAUCCUGCAGCCAUGGAAGGGAAGGAUGAACCGCUGGAAUUCAAGCGAGUUCUAGACAAUAUCAGGGCUGUGUAUCCAUGCCGAAGUGAACCAGCACUUAGUAAAAAUGAGUUGGUGUUAACAUCUGAGUCCAUCAUGAAGAAGAAUGAAUUUCUUUGCUGCCGAGACAGUUUCCUGCAGGAAAUUAAAAAAUUCAUCAAAGGUGUUUCUGAGAAGAUAAAAAAAACUAGGGACAAGUAUGGCAUUAAUGACAAUGGCACAACAGAGCCACGAGUUUUAUAUCAGUUGGAUAGGAUUACUCCAACACAACUAGAGAAGUUUCUAGAGACUUGUAGGGACAAAUACAUGAGGGCACAGAUGGAGCCUGGUUCUGCAGUAGGAGCUCUUUGUGCACAGAGUAUUGGUGAGCCUGGCACACAGAUGACUCUGAAGACUUUCCAUUUUGCUGGCGUUGCUUCAAUGAACAUUACUUUGGGUGUGCCAAGAAUCAAAGAAAUCAUUAAUGCUUCAAAGGCUAUUAG
This is a messenger RNA of Tauraco erythrolophus (red-crested turaco), 2357 nucleotides long. The record is from RefSeq and is a predicted model, not a curated record. NCBI's taxonomy places the organism in Eukaryota, Metazoa, Chordata, Aves, Musophagiformes, Musophagidae.